This is a messenger RNA of Stylonychia lemnae, 696 nucleotides long. The record is from the annotation of a GenBank genome assembly. Lineage: Eukaryota; Ciliophora; Spirotrichea; Sporadotrichida; Oxytrichidae.
AUGAUCAACCACGAACUAUUAUAGGAUCCUUUCGAUUUCAUGAUAGACCACUUCCUAUAACCAACGAAGAAGUGGCAUGAAGCUUUCAAUGAAUCAGACUUAUUUUAAAAUUUGAAUGAGCAAUAUGAGGAAACCUUUAUGUACGAUUUAACUCCUAUCUAGUAAUGUGACUAUUUCCAUAACGUUCCUGUCGAUCUACAUUUUUCUGGAACAGAAUUAAAUAUGAAACCAAUAGCCCCAGAUGUUUUUGAUAAAAAUCAAUUAAAAUAACAAAUAGAGGAUCAUUAAAAUGCGAAAAUAAUAUUUGAUGCUUAAGAUCUCAAGAUAACAAUAGAAAUUGGAGGAGAAAAGUAAGAACCAGCCAUUGACAAAAAGAUUAGUAUUCAUUUAGCACAAGCUAAUAAAUCGAAAUCUCUUUCUCCCAGUAAGUCAACAAUAGAGUUUCAAAAUUAGGGAAUACAAGCAAACAAUACAAUGAUUCUAUCUGAAGAAAGUCAAAAUUCUAAGAGUUCAAAUAAAAUUGAUAAUAGGUAAAAAAUAAAAAGAUUUAGCAAAUAAAAUGAUAUUGAAAUCGAAAAAAUUGAUACUCAAAUAUUAGAAUAGCAAAUAAGGUAAAAAUUUUGCUAGUCAUUCAAACUUUAAACAUCAAUAAGAAUAUUGAAGAAUGAAAGACUUCACAACAUGUUAAAUAUUUGA